This is a messenger RNA of Drosophila innubila, 645 nucleotides long. RefSeq lists its product as uncharacterized. The record is from RefSeq and is a predicted model, not a curated record. NCBI's taxonomy places the organism in Eukaryota, Metazoa, Arthropoda, Insecta, Diptera, Drosophilidae. The transcript has a single exon. Bases 1 to 645 code for a protein of 214 amino acids.
AUGUUGAACGUAGUGGUAGCCGUCGUCCUGCUCGCAACGCUUGGCCUCAGUCAGGCCCAGUUCGCGUCGCCGUCGCGUUAUUAUCUGCCACCGGUGGCAAGUGAAAGUGCUGCACCAUCGCCCCAACCACCGAUUAUCACAAAACAGUUCUUCAGCGUCUCGGCGGCAGAGGAUGUACAGGACGUGCAACCGCGCAACAAACAUCUAGUGAUUGGACGUGCCACACGCAACUAUCGCGUCAUCUUUAUACGUGCCCCAACUGCCCAAAGCGAGGCAAUCAAAUAUACAGCUGAGUUGGCGCCCCAAGAGGAGCGCACUGUUAUCUACGUAUUAAGCCGCAAACAACAGGAGCUAGAGGCACAGGAUAUUCAAACAUCGAAGCAACAAGAGACGCCCGCCAAGCCAGAGAUCUUUUUCAUCCGCUACAAGACCAACGAGGAGGCAGCUGCUGCCCAACGUGAGAUACAAACACAGUACGAUGAGCUUGGUGGCAAUACAGAACAUGCCGCCCCCUUUGUGGCACCAGUGCAAUCAGUGGUGGGUGCCUUGGAUGCAGCAAUGCCACCAAAUGUAGCAGCACCACUUGUUCCUCCUGCUGAGGGUUACGACUACCAGCGACCGAUGAUGGCACGCCUUUUUAGAUAG